AUGUCAAAAAAUUUAAAGCUAUCACACUACAAUAUUAUCAUCAUCAUCAGUGAACUUCUCAUACUGUUGCGUCCAAAGUUUCUACGAGUUGUUCAAACCAGUACAUUGUGCAGUUGUUUCCCAUGGGAAAAGUAUAAUGCUUAUGAUGUAUUAGGAGUGAAAAAAUCUGCAACAGCUGAUGAAAUUAAAUCAGCCUAUUAUAAUUUAUCGAAAAGUCUACAUCCUGAUCGAUUAUCCCAUUCGAAUCCAGAUCAACUGAAAAGACAAGAGUUUCAAUUAGUGUCGUCUGCAUACACCUUACUUCGAAAUAGCGAAACUCGAUCACAAUAUGAUCAAUAUUUGGAGACUGGUUGUUGGCUACAACAGCACAACAAAAAUGAUGUUGUAUCCGAUUUCGACACUGAAUUUCAACGAGCUCGUGAAUUGUUCAUGCGAAAUCAAAAAUUUCAACGGAAUCAUUCACCAACCGAUAAAUGUGAACGAAUAGUUUCUGAAGCAGGGAAAAGCGAAGUGAAAAAAGGCAAUGUUAAACCUAAAACAGUAUUAGAUUAUGAUUAUUAUGAUUCUUCUUCUUCUUCGAGGACACAACCUCCUGUAUAUUUCACAGCCUCUUACUUUUUAGGCAUUACAUUUAGUUUAUUUCUCGUAUACUACUGUUUAGCACAAUCGAAAUGA
Molecule: messenger RNA, 675 nt
Organism: Trichobilharzia regenti
Lineage: Eukaryota; Metazoa; Platyhelminthes; Trematoda; Strigeidida; Schistosomatidae
Source: the annotation of a GenBank genome assembly